AUGAAUUCUAGUCGUUGUGCGGCUUGCAGAUAUUUGAGAAGAAGAUGCGCUUCCGAUUGCAUUUUCUCUCCUUAUUUUCCCUCCAAUAAUCCCCAAAGAUUUGUUUCUGUUCACAGAAUCUAUGGCGCCAGCAAUGUUGCAAAAUUACUUCACCAACUCCCAACCCUUUUGCGAGUUGAAGCAGCAGACUCCUUAUACUUCGAGGCACAAUGUCGGGUCCAAGACCCCGUGUACGGCUGCGUUGGGCUCAUAUUUAUGCUGCAGCAACAGGUACACAACGCAGGGAGCCAACUGGCAAAGACCCAGGCCGAGAUUGCAGUUCUGAAAUCUCAGGCCCAACAUCUCCAGGCUCAACAAGUUGAAGUUCAUUGCAACAACAAUUGGACAAUGUUGCCGACCUCAGCCUCUCCAAUCAAGGGUAUUGUUAAUGCUGCUCUGCUCAUUCUCUUUUGA
This is a messenger RNA of Theobroma cacao (cacao), 453 nucleotides long. NCBI's taxonomy places the organism in Eukaryota, Viridiplantae, Streptophyta, Magnoliopsida, Malvales, Malvaceae. The record is from RefSeq and is a predicted model, not a curated record.